GAUCACACGACGGAUGGCGAGCAGAAAGGCCAAGGUCCUCGCCGGCGCGGUGGCCGGCACGGUGCUCGUGGCGGCCGAGGUGGCCCUCUACCUCUGCCUGCGCCUCUCCAGGCCCUUCUACCUCUCCACGGCCGCCGUCCUGGCGGCGACGGUCCUGACGCUGCUGCUCCUGCUCCACUGCACGGCGGGGCGGGCGGAGCGCAUGGCGGCGCGCCGGGCUCUGGACGACGGCGAGGAGCUGCGCGCCGAGUACAGCUACUUCCGCAAGGUGGCCGGGCUGCCGCGCAAGUUCUCCCUGCACGCGCUGGCGGCGGCCACGGACAACUUCCGGUGCGUGGCCGGGCGGGGCGCCUCCGGCACGGUCUUCCGCGGCGUCCUCGACGACGGCAUCCCCGUCGCCGUCAAGCGGAUCGCCGACGACCGCCCCGGCGCCGGCCGCGCCGACAAGGAGUUCCGGGCGGAGGUGGCGGCCAUCGCCGGCGCGCAGCACGUCAACCUGGCCCGCCUCCUCGGCUUCUGCCUCGGCUCCCCGCGCUUCCUCGUCUACGAGUACAUGGACCACGGCUCCCUCGACCGCUGGAUCUUCCCCGCCCCCGGCGGCGAAGCAAAUGACGCCGCCGACGCCCGCCCGCGCUGCUGCCUGCCGUGGCCGCGCCGCUACCAGGUCGCCGUCGACGUGGCCAAGGCGCUCGCCUACCUGCACCACGACUGCCGCUCCAAGGUGCUGCACCUGGACGUCAAGCCGGAGAACAUCCUCCUCGACGACGGCUUCCGGGGCGUCCUCUCCGACUUCGGCCUCUCCAAGCUCGCCGGCAAGGACCAGAGCCGGGUGGUCACGGCGGUGCGCGGCACCGCGGGCUACCUGGCGCCCGAGUGGCUCCUCGGCGCCGGCGUCACGGAGAAGUCCGACGUCUACAGCUACGGGAUGGUGCUGCUGGAGCUGGUCGCCGGCCGCCGCUGCGUGCGGCCGGAGGAGGACGGCGGGUGGUCGUACCUGCCCAAGAUCGCCGCCGAGAUGACGCGGGCGGGGCGCGUGAUGGAGGUGGUGGACCGGAGGCUCUCCUCCGGCGUCGGGGAGGCGGAGAAGGCGGCGGUGCGGCGCGCGGUGCACGUGGCGCUGUGGUGCGCGCAGGAGAAGGCCGGGGCGCGGCCGAGCAUGGCGCGCGUGCUGGAGAUGCUCGAGGGGAGGGUUGCCGGGGAGGUGGAGGCGCCGCCGCCGUCGGACACCAUCAUGGAGGACCUGCUGGCGCUCGGCCACGCGCGCGAGCGCGGCGGCGGGCCGUUCCGGCUGCCGUUGCCGAGCCCGACCGGGAGGGCCGCCUCGUCGGCGUCGGUGCUGAGCAAAUACGACUCGUUCGCCAUGUCCUAUCUGUCAGGGAGAUAGCGUUCCUCAUCAUGCACAGUGGAGUCAGCUAUUAGCCUUUUAACUGCAGCAUUUGUGGGUGAGACUUGUGCUGACGUGGCAUGUGGUUAGACUGUGAUUAGUCAAUCAGUUCGCCACGGAGGCGGUCUACUUGUCACUUGUGAAGGAAAAAUUUGUAGGCAUCGCCACGUGGCACGUUGCUUGUACCGAAGCGAUGACUAUUCAACCUCGGGAGCUGGGAGGAUGAACAAGAGGGCGGAAAACAAAAUUAGGGUUUUUUUUAGGGUAGGCGAUGAGGAGGCCACCAGCGGCGAGGAAAAGGUUGUCGGUGGCACAAUUCCGGUUAGCAUGCCGGUUUGAUUGUGCCAUUUUCACGCACCUAGUGUUGUGGAGGUUGGACACAAGGUAAUUUAUAAUUUAUUACAAAGCCAUCACUAAAUAUUUGUCAAAAUUCCUGUCUUAACCCUAAA
Molecule: messenger RNA, 1833 nt
Organism: Triticum aestivum (bread wheat)
Lineage: Eukaryota; Viridiplantae; Streptophyta; Magnoliopsida; Poales; Poaceae
Product: probable receptor-like protein kinase At5g20050
Exons: 1
Coding region: 14-1384 (456 amino acids)
Biological process (GO): protein phosphorylation
Molecular function (GO): protein kinase activity; ATP binding
Source: RefSeq, a predicted model, not a curated record